Passer montanus (Eurasian tree sparrow) is the source of this 2372-nucleotide messenger RNA. It is a transcript of the gene PARP3, whose product is annotated as poly(ADP-ribose) polymerase family member 3. The transcript has 10 exons. Bases 619 to 2205 code for a protein of 528 amino acids. Lineage: Eukaryota; Metazoa; Chordata; Aves; Passeriformes; Passeridae. The record is from RefSeq and is a predicted model, not a curated record. Gene Ontology annotation, cellular component: site of double-strand break. Gene Ontology annotation, molecular function: NAD+ poly-ADP-ribosyltransferase activity.
GGUGGCCCUGGGCAGGGGAGAAGGUAGGACACGGCUGCUGCCUGUACCUCUGUCCCCACUGCUGUCCUCUUCAGCUGGGACUGGCAGGGGGCACAGCACACAGGGGCUGUCCGAGCCCCCUCCUGCCCAAAUCAAAGCGUUUCCCUGGUCUUGACAGCAACUGGGGGGGAUGACAUUUAAUGUCUGGGGGCAUGUUGUUGCAUCGUUUCCCAUCUUGACUGUCCCUGGGGGUACAGAGCUGGCCGAGCCUUGGGGACACACUCCUUGGAUCGGGGGUUCCUGGUGAGGGGAGGUGGGGGCACAGCUCCCCUGUGCUCCCCGUCAGCUCUGUGCCACUGGGCUCUUCCCACUUUGGGGUCUCUCAUGGGCUGAAAGGGGCUGAGAGGCUCUUCCACCCACCCCGAACACAGGGACAGGACAGAGACAGUUUGUGGGCAGAGGUCCCAUCCCCUCCUCCAGCCCUGCUGCGGGCUGAAGGCGGAGGGAAAGCAAGGCACAGCCCACCGGACUUUCCCGGAAGGGCAGCAUAGCAUUUCUCACCUCUCCCUCUGCUGUCUCCAAGGGUUUUUCUGGGGGAUUAAGGCUGUGCUGACCCGGCAGCAGCAGGGGGGCUCAGUCAUGGCUUCGAAGCGCCAAGCUUCUUCCUCGAAGCAGCCAGACAGCCGGGAAAAGAAACCGAAAGUGGAAGAGGAGGACGACACCUGGAGCUCCACCUUGGCAACGCUGAAAACUGCUCCCAAGGAGAAGCCGCCUGCCACAAUUGAUGGGCUGUGCCCCCUGAGCACAGCACCGGGUGCUCGGGUCUAUGAGGACUAUGACUGCACCCUGAACCAGACCAACAUCGGUGCCAACAACAACAAGUUCUACAUCAUCCAGCUCCUGGAGCACGAUGGUACCUACAGUGUGUGGAGCCGCUGGGGCCGCGUGGGAGAGACAGGCCAGUCCAAGCUCAUGCCCUGUGCUUCCCUGGAAGCUGCCAAGAAGGACUUUGAGAAGAAGUUUCGAGAGAAGACCAAGAACAGCUGGGCAACAAGGGAGAACUUUGUUGCCCACCCAGGGAAGUACACGCUCAUUGAGGUGCAGCCAGGGGCUGGGCAGGAGGUGGAGGCUACACUCAGGGUGGAUGCCGUGGAUGGGAACAAGGUCUGCAAGCAGCGGGUGCUGCCCUGCACCUUGGACAGCACCACACAGGAGCUGGUGUCCCUCAUCUUCAGCAGUGACAUGUUCCGGGAUGCCAUGCAGACCAUGAAUAUCGAUGUGAAGAAGAUGCCUCUGGGGAAGCUGAGCAAGCAGCAGAUUGCAAGGGGCUUUGAGGCACUGGAAGAGCUGGAGGCAGCGCUGAGGGAGCAGCCCCCCCAGGCCACUCGCCUGGAGGAACUCUCCUCACGCUUCUACACCAUCAUCCCCCACAACUUUGGGCGGGCACGGCCGCCCACCAUCAACUCCCCUGACCUGCUGCGUGCCAAGAAGGACAUGCUGCUGGUGCUGGCUGACAUUGAGGUUGCACAGAGCCUGCAGGCACAGAAAGAGAAGGAGGAGGAGGAGAAAGAAGUUGCCCACCCACUGGAUCAGGAUUAUGCCCUGCUGUGCUGCCAGCUCUCCCUGCUUGACCCAGGUUCCCGGGAAUACCAGAUGAUCCAGACCUAUGUGACACAGACUGGGCACAAACUCCACAUCCUCAACAUCUGGCAGGUGGCCCGAGAUGGUGAGGCUGAGCGUUUCAAGGCCCAUGACCUCCUGGAGCACCGGCGCCUGCUGUGGCACGGCACCAGCGUGGCGGUGGUGGCGGCCAUCCUGAAGAGCGGGCUGCGCAUCAUGCCCCACUCCGGCGGGCGCGUGGGCAAGGGCAUCUACUUUGCCUCAGAGAACAGCAAAUCAGCCUGCUAUGUGGGCCAUACAUCUAAGAAUGUUGGCAUCAUGUUCCUGACGGAGGUGGCCCUGGGCAAGCCCUACCGCAUCACCUGUGAUGACCCCACGCUGUGUCAGCCACCUGCUGGCUAUGACAGUGUCCUGGCCUGUGGCCGGACAGAGCCAGAUCCUGCACAGGAUCAGGAGGUGCUGCUGGAUGGCAAGAAGGUGCUGGUGUGCCAGGGCAAGCCCAUCCCCAUGCCCGCCUACAAGGACUCCUCCUUCAGCCAGAGCGAGUACCUCAUCUACAAGGAAAGCCAGUGCCGGAUCCGCUACCUUGUCCAGCUCCGCUUCUGAGGCUGCCUGGGAGCACCACGGCCCUGGCCCAGCACCAGGAGGGGACACCCACCAGCCCAGAGCACAGUGAUCUGGACUCUGGCCAUCCCACCUGGGGCUUGGCAAGGGACAGGCUGGCAUGGGGACUGAGCUUGCUUUGAUUGUGAAUAAAAGCACUGUGCCUUGCA